AUGAUGCCAUGUGUAUUAGAUAAGGAUUUAACUCUUACAGUGGUUUUAUACUCGGCGAGGGCAGUUGAGAAGCUCAGUGACGUCAUCCAGACGAUGAACGUCUCGUACCCUCAUUCCAUCAAGAAGGGGAGUGUUACUGUCAGCGGUUCUAACUCGGCUGUUGACGAAGCAACCUUCAAAUCCGCUGACAUUAACAUUAUUGUCACUGUCAAAGUAACCAAUCAGACGACUCUGAUCAAGAAUAAUGCCAGGUUUGUUCCCAUGAAGGGCAUUGACUGUGCAUCCCAAGCGUUCAAUGAAUCCUAUGGCGACUCUUACAUAUCGGGAUUCAUCGAGGGCGGAGAAUUCACCGGCAUCAUUUCGAUCAAGGUCAUUGAUCGAAGCAAUGUUGAUCUGACUGUCAAGAAGAUCAAAGCCAAGCUUGAUGCUAAAAGUAGCAGCACAGCUACCGAGUUUACUCUCAACAGCUACGAUUCUUUCUCCUCUAGAGGAUCUGCUUCUGUGAUGGAAAACACCGAAAGUCACAUUCACGUCUCCUGGAUGGGUGGCGGACAGAUCAAGAAUGAGAACACACCAUGGGAUAUAGAUUCCAUUUUCAAGGCCGCCGCCGCUUUCCCUCAACGGGUUUCUGAGCGCCCCCAGCUUACUUGGGCCAUCUUGACGAAGUAUAAGUCAAACAGGUCCUUCAUCGAGUGGAACAGCAACAAGCCCGCCAAGACUCUCGAAUACGACCAGGUCAGCAGCUAUACCGCCGAGCUGUUGGACAGCUACAUGGACUACAAGAUUCUGCUCAAGUAUGUUCAGCUCAUCAUUGAUGACCCAGACAGCUAUGAAGCUGUUGACGGGGAAGACGCCCUAGACACGUCCAUCGAUACACUCUUAGGUGUCCGUUUUGCUUUCCGCAAAGAGCAAGGCAAAAUAAUAGAGGCAAUAUCUGUUCUUAGUCGCGAUCCUGGUAUUCUUUCUCGUCAGGCUGGAUGGGGAAGUGGUCGAGCUAACAAGGUGUUGAAUCGGAUUUUAAGCAAGACUGCUGGUUACAAUAGCGAGAAGUCUAAGCCAACACUUCGAAAAGACUCUGAACACGCUCAAGAGGACUUUGACUUCUCUGCUUUGAUACCAGCUGAGCUUUGGAGAAAAUGGAUGCCAGUUCCAAAGCUCCCCUCCUCAACACCGUCUAGCAACACAGUACCUGCGACGUCAAAUCCUUCCGCUAAUGGUUUGUCCGGCCUAGCUCCUCCGCCUUCAGAUGAUCGGGACUGGCGCAGUAAAGAUGCAUCUAUUUUACAAGCAAAGCUGGAUGCCCUUACUAAGGACAUGGCGCUCAAGACUGAAACACAUGUUGGCCAAUCCAAACGGUUCCAGGAUGAGAUCGAGAAGCUUAAAGGGGAGAGUGCCAGCAGCUUAGAGGCUCUCAAAUCAAAGCACAAUGGAGACCUCGAGAAUAUCAAAAAGAAGCAAGCUGAUUCUGAAACCCUGAGAGCCGGGGAUGAGAAAAAGGUUCAAGAAACGCUCCAGCACCUUGAGAAAGAGAAGCAGAAAGCUGUCGAUGCUGCAAAAAAGGAGAUGCAGACUUUGAUGGACAACAGCCAAACCCAAAUGAGAAAUGAAAAAGAAGCCGCUCUUGAUGAGGUCAAAAAGGAAAAGGACGACUCAUACAAAUCUCUCAAGGAAAUGUAUGAAACCUUGAAAAAGGAGCUCAGUGACCUAACAUUGGCCGAUGCCACAUUGGCUACUGACAGUAAGGCCUUGGCAGCAGAAAAGAUCUCUUUGACAACUGAGUUGUCUGAAAAGAAAUCUGCAUACAAUACCCUGCAAGCUCAGUAUGAUACCCUGAAAAAAGAGCGCGACUCUUUGACAACUCAGUUGUCUGAAAAGAACUCUGCAAACAGCAUCCUGAAAGGCCAGUAUGAUACCUUGCAGAAAGACCGCGACUCUUUGGUGGUGAAGGGAACCACUUUGGCAGGUGAAGUCACGACGUUGAAGGAGGAAAAGGCUAAGCUGGAGCAGACGGUACAGCUCGACGUUGGUGCCAAGUCAAAAAUGGAGAAAGUUAUGAGUUGGGCGGGGUUAUCUGCCAACAGCCGAAUGGACAACUGUCUGCCGUAUAGUUAUAGUGGCUGGACAGUGAUGAUCAUGAUGCCGCAUAGCAGGAUGGCCCUGAAUGCGAACAACGGCCAUCACAGUAUGGCACACGCCUGGGCCUUCGACAUGGACAACGAUGAUGAGAUCUUCAAACUCGAGAAAGCCAACAGCCAUCCUGAUACACCUUGGACGAUUACCCACAAGAAGACUGGCAAUUUACUUUUAUUCCUCAAUGGAUCCCCGGAUUGGCAGGUCCGUUGCAGGGCAAACGGUGAUUCCGACAUCGUCGGUAAGGCAGCUCAUUGGUUCAUUGGUCGAGGAUCUUCUGAUUCCAACACAACAUGGGUACUGACAAACGCUGAAUGGCCUAACCUAUGCAUCCAAUUAGUUCAUGGAUGGGCUGAAAAUGGACGCAUGACGAAAUCGUUUGAAUGCACUAAUGCUGGUGAUGCUAACUGGGUUAUUAUCCCACUUAAUUAA
Messenger RNA from Fusarium sp. VM40, 2562 nucleotides. The record is from the annotation of a GenBank genome assembly. Lineage: Eukaryota; Fungi; Ascomycota; Sordariomycetes; Hypocreales; Nectriaceae.